CAUAAAUCACUGACAUAAAUGGCGUUAAAUUCCUGGUUCUUCUUGAAGCCUCAUGUAACAGUUUAAGAUGUUCAGCUGGAUGAACAAAACCAAAGAGGUGCACCAUGAGUGCUUCGAUACAGUAAUCGAAGGACUCAAGAGUAUAUACAAGUACAAGAUGUUCCCAUUGGAACAGCAUUAUUUAUUCCACGAAUUUCAUUCACCGCCUCUCAACGAUGCUGAUUUCGACGCCAAACCACUUAUUCUACUAGUGGGACAGUACUCAACAGGAAAAACCACUUUCAUAAAAUACCUCCUGGAGAGGGAUUUCCCAGGUAUGAGAAUAGGCCCCGAACCCACUACAGACAGGUUUAUAGCAGUUAUGUAUGGCGAGAAUGAGGGUGUCAUACCAGGCAAUGCACUCGUGGUGGAUCCUAAAAAACAAUUCAGACCUCUUUCGACUUUUGGAAAUGCCUUCCUGAAUAGAUUCCAGUGUUCGAUGGUCAAGAGUCCAGUACUCAAAGGGAUCUCAGUGAUAGAUACUCCAGGAAUACUUGCAGGUAUUUGUGAGAAGCAAAGAAUCGAUCGUGGUUAUGAUUUCAUUGGAGUCCUUCAAUGGUUCGCAGAGCGAGUUGACAGGAUCAUCCUGCUCUUCGACGCCCACAAAUUGGAUAUUUCGGACGAAUUCAAGAGAUCCAUAGAGGCUCUAAGAGGACACGAUGAUAAAAUAAAAAUAGUGUUGAAUAAAGCGGACAUGAUAAACUCCCAACAGCUGAUGCGAGUAUAUGGAGCCCUAAUGUGGUCACUCGGAAAGGUGUUUCAGACCCCCGAGGUUGUAAGAGUCUACAUAGGUACCUUCUGGGAUCAGCCUUUACGGUAUGACAGCAACAAACAGUUGUUCGAAGACGAAACUCAAGAUCUAUUCAAAGACCUUCAAUGCCUCCCGAGAAACUCAGCUUUACGCAAACUCAACGAUCUGAUCAAAAGAGCGAGGCUGGCUAAAGUUCACGCUUACAUCAUAUCAGAGUUGAAGAAGGAGAUGCCAAACAUUUUCGGAAAAGAACAUAAGAAGAGGGAGCUCAUCAAAAACCUCCCCGUUCUUUACGAGAAGAUACAGCAGCAGUACUCGAUCUCCCAAGGGGAUUUCCCUGACGUGAAGAAAAUGCAGGAGUUGUUGACCAAGUACGAUUUCAAUAAGUUUCAUAGCAUCAAGCCGAGGAUGCUGGAGGAGGUUGAUGCGAUGUUGCGUAGUGACAUCGCCCAACUCAUGGCGAUGGUGCCAAAUGAGUAUUCGGGAGACGCUGAUGUCGAAAUCAGAGGGGGUAUAUUCGAAAAUGUUGGCGAUAACCUGUCGCCGUUUGGUUAUAGGCGAGGAGAAGGGAUUAACGCAGGUUUUGGAGGUUACGGUGAAGUGGAAUGGAUUGUUAAUAAGGAUAGAAAAACGUACGACAAUAUUUUCGACCGGUUGUCUAACAGUACCACGAAGAUCUCUGGAUCCAUGGCGAAAGAAGAGCUUUUGAAGUCGAAGCUACCGAACACAGUGCUGGGUAAGAUUUGGAAGCUUGCAGAUAUCGACCAGGAUGGCUUCCUAGACAGAGACGAGUUUGCUUUAGCCAUGCAUUUGGUGAAUGUCAAGCUCGAUGGUGGGGAUUUACCAAGAUACUUACCGGACCAUCUCAUACCUCCGUUCAAAAAGAGUUCCAAUUAUCCACAUGACUGAAUUAUAUAUUUCUUGAGA
This is a messenger RNA of Coccinella septempunctata (seven-spotted ladybird), 1717 nucleotides long. RefSeq names its product EH domain-containing protein 1-like. Lineage: Eukaryota; Metazoa; Arthropoda; Insecta; Coleoptera; Coccinellidae. Gene Ontology annotation, molecular function: calcium ion binding; protein binding; GTP binding. Bases 68 to 1699 code for a protein of 543 amino acids. The record is from RefSeq and is a predicted model, not a curated record. Gene Ontology annotation, cellular component: cytoplasm; plasma membrane. The transcript is spliced from 5 exons. Gene Ontology annotation, biological process: endosomal transport; endocytosis.